AUGCCGCUACAAGACACAGUCCGCGAGACCGUCCGCGGCGAAAUCGCCGGCGUCACCGCACUCGGCAGAGAGGCCGUGGCCUCAGGAGCCUACCUAUACCCCAUCAAGGGGAUAUUCUACUUUGCCCGCAACCGCUCCCUGUGGAAGCCGCUAACCUCCCGGCUAGUACCCCUCAUGGGUCUCAGCACUGGUGUCAUCACGUCCAUGUUCCUUUUCACCUACAUACCCCAGUCCUUCCUCCUCACAUUCGUCAACGGCCCCAUCGCCUGGCUAACCACCAUCGUCCUCGUUCUCUCCGAGUCCGCCGCCAUCAUCACCGCACUUGCGCGUAGCUUCCUCAUCGACGAAGCGCUCACAGACAUCUUCGACGCCGUCCUCCUACAAGAAGGACUUCCACGCCUCGUACAGAACGGGAGGGAGCUCAACCCCUCCGGGAGCCCGAUGGGGCGGCUAGGCAAGACCAUCAAGCGGCCGUUUCAGAAGUACACGCUCCAGAGCCUGAUUAGCUACCUUGUGUGGCUGCCGCUGAACUUCAUCCCCGUUGUGGGGACGGUGGUGUUUAUUUUUGUGCAGGCGAGGAAGAAUGGGCCGGGAUUUCAUGACAGGUGGUUUCAGCUGAAGGGGUAUAGUGCGAAGCAGAAGGAGGUGUUUGUGGAGAGGAAUAAGCCGGCGUAUAUUGGAUUCGGGACUGUGGCGAUGCUACUACAACUGGUUCCUAUCGCCUCGAUCUUCUUCUCGUACACGAAUACCGUUGGCGCGGCGCUGUGGGCCGUUGACAUGGAGAAGAAGCAGAGGCCCGCAAAAGGGAAGGCGGUUGGUGGUGUGAAUGUUGGCGAGGAGGCGGUGGGCCGGAAGGAGUUGUAG
Molecule: messenger RNA, 864 nt
Organism: Morchella importuna
Lineage: Eukaryota; Fungi; Ascomycota; Pezizomycetes; Pezizales; Morchellaceae
Exons: 3
Coding region: 1-864 (287 amino acids)
Cellular component (GO): lipid droplet; ascospore wall; prospore membrane
Source: RefSeq, a predicted model, not a curated record